CCUGUGCAUCCGCACCUGGGUCAGCUGAAUCCAGCCGUCAACUCCAUCUUCAGCUCCGACAAGCCACAAGCCAUGGAGUCAAAACGUUAGUUAAAAGCGAUUUUAACGGAAAACUGCCAUGCCGACGAAAUCUGACGAGGCGGAGGAGCGUUGGCGUGUAGCUAUCCAUUUCGGGCCAUGCGAGCCAGCCACGAGCCACCAUGAGAAUGCCCGGAGAAGACGGCAAGCUGGAGCCUGGCGGCAGCUUGGAAGUUGGAACCGGUCGUCCACCCACCACCACCACCCCGUCGUCCCCAACCUGCUCCUAAUUUAACCCCACCCGGCCUCCUCGGCUCGCCCUGGUCCCGUCCCCCCUUAACCUCCCCUCCUCCUGCGGUUCCCACUCCCAUCCUUCGGUUCAGGAGGCAGGCACAGGUUCAAGGGGGGAUCGGCUCGGCUCCAUUGCGCCUGAUUCGACCCGUUCUUGUGAUUGCUUUCGCCGUUUCUUGGGUUUCUUGGAAGGCCAAUCGACUUCUUGGAGCCCCGGGUGCUCCCUCGAGGUGUUGCUGCCUUGUCUCGGUUGGAUUUGUCCUGGUGGCGUGUUGCCGUGCUGUUGUUGAUUCGGCUGGAAAAUGAUCAAGUGGGGACUCAGCAGCGGGACGCCCGCGGAUUCCUACUACGAGGUCCGGUCGGAUUGCACGGACGAUGUGCCCAAGAGCAAGUUCAAGAUCAAGGCUGGCAAAACGUUAAGUGCUCGAAAAUGGCAGGCUGCAUUUAGCCCCGAUGGCUGUCUUGAUAUUGCCUCAGUCCUAAGCCGGAUACAAAGAGGAGGUGUCCAUCCAACAGUCAGGGGGGAGGUUUGGGAAUUCUUACUUGGCUGUUUCGAUCCCAGGAGUACCUUCGAUGAGAGGGAGGAGAUCAGGCAAAUAAGGAGACUACAGUAUGCUAGAUGGAAGGAAGAAUGCCGAGAGAUGGAUUCUCAUGUUGGUAGCGGUAAAGUUAUCACAGCACCAAUGAUCACUGAGGAUGGGAGACCAAUUAAGGAUCCUCUGGUUUUACUUGAGUCUACUUCAGACCAGAACACUUCAGAAGGUGCUUCGACUAGCAGCAAAAAUGGAAAAGAUGUAGACGAUUGUGCAAACCGCAUUACAGAUAAGCAAAUUAUUGAAUGGAAGCUGACAUUACAUCAAAUUGGACUUGACGUGCUACGUACUGAUCGCACCAUGGUAUUUUAUGAGAACAAAGAAAACCUCUCCAAGUUAUGGGAUAUUCUAGCCGUGUAUGCAUGGAUUGACAAAGAUGUCGGUUACUGUCAAGGGAUGAGUGAUUUAUGCUCACCGAUGAUAGUUCUACUCAAGGAUGAAGCAGAUGCAUUUUGGUGCUUUGAGAAAUUGAUGCGUAGAUUGCGAGGGAAUUUCAGAUGCACAGAUCAAUCUGUGGGAGUUGCCAACCAACUUCAACAUCUUGCAUCUAUAAUUCAGGUUCUUGACCCGAAGCUACAUGACCACCUAGAAACUCUCGGUGGAGGUGACUACCUGUUUGCAUUCCGUAUGUUUAUGGUGCUCUUUCGUCGUGAAGUAUCAUUUGGAGACUCCUUAUACCUCUGGGAGAUGAUGUGGGCUCUGGAAUACGACCCCGACAUCUUCUUUGCAGCAUGUGAAGAACAAGGUGCAGUACACAAAAAUAAAGUUUCUAAAUCAAAACUGAAAGGGCUGCGCCAUUUUGGCAAGUGGGAUAAGGAAAAUACAAAGAUUGGGGCCGAGGAUGGUGAAGAAGGUCCAGUUCCAAUUUCAGUUUUCAUGGUUGCAAGUGUUCUUAAGGAAAAGAGAGAAAAGCUAUUACAAGAAGCUAGAGGACUGGAUGAUCUUAUUAGGAUAUUGAAUGAUGUAAAUGGGAAUUUAGAUGCAAAGAAAGCUUGUGCUGGAGCUUUGAAACUCCACAAGAAAUACCUGAAAAAGGUACAAACAAAGAAACCUUAAGAAACAUACCUCUCCAAUGAGCAAUUCCUUAACCAUUUGAACAUAAACAACGACCAUAUUCGACAGAAAAUAUUGAGCAAAGGUUCUCAGAAGUGGUCAUCAUCUAAAAAUGUCCUCGGAUACACUGACUCCAAAGUUAUCAGGCUAGUCGGUUGAGUACAGGAUGAGUGCAACCGGUUGUACGUAUAUCACGCAUGUUCUUUGUGCUCCACAAUUUUGUUGGCUGUACAGACAGAAGGCGGUGUGGGUAGCAUGCCUUGCUUACACAAUUAUUUCAAUACAAGUUGAAAUGAGCAACACCUUGCGACAGAA
Messenger RNA from Phragmites australis (common reed), 2270 nucleotides. RefSeq names its product rab GTPase-activating protein 22-like. Lineage: Eukaryota; Viridiplantae; Streptophyta; Magnoliopsida; Poales; Poaceae. Gene Ontology annotation, biological process: activation of GTPase activity. The transcript is spliced from 11 exons. The record is from RefSeq and is a predicted model, not a curated record. The coding region runs from base 612 to 1958 and encodes 448 amino acids. Gene Ontology annotation, molecular function: GTPase activator activity.